Molecule: messenger RNA, 18679 nt
Organism: Xyrichtys novacula (pearly razorfish)
Lineage: Eukaryota; Metazoa; Chordata; Actinopteri; Labriformes; Labridae
Source: the annotation of a GenBank genome assembly
GGGGCUGGUGUAAGAAGGGAAAAGUUUGACUGGGUGGUUUCACAGAGAGCAGAGGCAUUUGAGUCGGGGCACACAUGCCUCAGUUGUGAGAGGCCCUUCUCCCCUUGGCUGGCUGGCAUCCCAGAGCAGAGGCAGAGAGACAGUGUGUGAGACCGAGGGUGAAGAGAAAGUUUAAGAGGAAGGUAGAGGAGUGAGAGGCAGACAAGUGAUUGAGAAAGUUGCUGAAAGAAAAGAGAAAUCAAAUUAGAGGCGGAUCAGUGUGGCUCCUGCAGGUUGUUUUUCACCGGUGUAUUUUUAUCUGUUGUGAGCAGGUGGUGUGUAUUUGGAGUUGACAGCCAUGGCGGAUACAGGUGUCAAGAAGGAGCGUAGAGGAGACUUGCCGUAUGACGAUGACGAGGUGGCACUGGUGGGUGCUGCCACUGAGCCAGCAGUCGAUGAAGACGACCCUGCUGAGGAGGUGGACCUGGUGCUGGCCACCGGCCCCGGAGGCAAGAGUGAAGCGCAAAUGAACGGGGUCAUGGUUCUGUCUCUUCUGGACAAGAUUAUUGGAGUGGUAGACCAGAUCCAGGUGACCCAAAAUGGGCUUGAGGCACGGCAGGAGGCCAUGGAGAAGUCAGUGUCGACCAUCCAAGGGGAGCUGGCCAAGUUAUCAAAGAACCACGUCGGCACGGCCAACACCGUCAACAAGAUGCUGGAAAAGGUUCGCAAGGUCAGCGUCAAUGUGAAGACAGUACGCAGCAACCUGGAGAAGCAGGCGGGCCAGAUCAAGAAGCUGGAGAACAACGAGAACGAGCUGCUGAAGAGGCGCAACUUUAAAGUCCUCAUCUACCAGGUGAGGCUGCACAGCUUCUUCUCUGUCUCUCACUGCAGGGUGCAAUAAAUGACACAGAAUACUCUGAUGCGUGUUUUUCCACAUGUGGAUUUAGACAUCUGUUGUUUACUCUUGAAGUACUCGUUAAACUCUGGUUAGAUUUAGAGUCAUGCUGUGGUGUGAGUCCACCCUCACCAGAGAAACCCAAAAGAGGCCCUCUAAUUCCUGAGGACCAGGGAUGCUGGCCAGAGCAUUAGCCUCAUGCUUUCCAUCACAUUAACGUCUGAAUAAGUUUUUCCUAAAUGUCACUGGGAACCAAACACUGCCACCAGGUAUUCAGCAACAGAUGACUGUUUUGUUUUUGUGCUCUGUGAGUUGGGUUCAGAGAGUACUUGCACCUUCCAUGGAAAAAAAGAAAGCAGUUAGUGAUCUGUCCGACUCUACAGGACUCCAUUACUCAGUGAUACUAAAUAAAGACUCACUGGUGUAAAUGAAAAUACAGGGUCUAUAAACACAGGAAUGAAAGGCUACUUGAGACAGGGCCAACACCUCUUGGUGCUCAUGGAUGAAAGGACAGAGAGAGAUAGAUAGACAGAUGAAGAUUUGCAAAUGUGAUGUGCACAUGAACAGCCAAUGCAAAGCCCUGCAUAUCCUAACCUCUGCAGCAUAAACAGUUUGAGAUGUUCUUCAAAAUAUUGUUCCAAGAUAAUUGUGCGCACAGCUCAGUUCAGAGUCCGUCAUGACAGACAAACUUCUUCUUAUCUCCUGGGUUGCGCACUGUUGAGGCAGGUUACUGUAUUGGUAUCUCGGGGAAAUCCAAUCACAGAGCAGCCUUAAUAAAUUACUCUGUAGAGCAGGUGCCCCCUGCUGUUUGUGACACUGUUGGGGGGUUUACUGCCAGACGUUUUUGAUGCAUGUCUGUGUGUACUACCCAUGUGGGACUCAGUACAGAAUUGUGGUGACAGUAUGCAGAACUGGAACUCAUUGCACUACUUUGUAAGGGGGUGUGCUGAUGUGUCAAAGUCAUACUGAACAAUGACUGAAGGCGCUAUCAGUUUGAUUUGAUAUUUUAUUUGCAAAGUGAACUUUUUUACCAGAAAAUUCUGUGGUGCUACAGCGUUCAUGCACAGUCCUAGCUAAGAAUCUUUUUUUUUUUCUCUCAACUCAAGAUUUUGCUGGUAUCACAUCAGAUAAGAGAUUAGUCACUUCCUCUUGAGAUUAUCUUAGCCAUGAAGCUUCUUCGCUGUUAUUUUCUCUCACUUUCAUGAGGUAGGAGCUGUCGCUUCCAUGUUACAGAAGCUGUUCUGAGCGCCCAUGAUCUAUUUAUGGCUGCAGCAAGGCCAGUUUAAUUGAGCGGCACAUAGGCCGGACAGAUAUUGGCACCGUUGCAAAUCAACACUGGCUCUCAGUCAGGUUUCACCCCUUUCCACCGUCUGUUUGUGUGUUAAUGUGUUAGAGUGGGACCGCUUUAGAAAUAGGUCAGAGAUUUUGUCUCUAAGGAUGAGGUCGGCGCGUAAAUAUUGUGAAGAUUGCAUUUAACGCUCUUACAGUUAAUGUACACAGCAGUGUCCUCAUAACAAUACUAUCUCUAAAAUGUGUGCGUUUAAUCAGGGGAGGCCGUGUGUGUGUGGGUGUGUGUGUGUGUGUGUGUGUGUGUGUGUGUGUGUGUGUGUGUGUGUGUGUGUGUGUGUGUGUGUGUGUGUGUGUGUGUGUGUGUGUGUGUGUGUGUGUGUGUGGCCAUUCCUCCUCAGUAUUACCUUUCACUCACAGUGUCAAUGUCAAGCGAAGCUAAAAUUUGAGUAAGACAAGUGAAACAUUCACAGCAUUACUUUUGCUGUGCAGGAAGUUUACUCUGCUUCAUCUGCAGGUGCCAUUUUUCCUCCUCUGUCACUCAGUCGGCGCUCUGAGAAUAGACGAGUUUCUCUCACGCAACAACUCUGACAGUGAUGCUUUAUAAUUAAACCUGUAACUGUCGCAGCAUGUAUGAUCCCCAGUCAGGAGAAGGAGGGAGGGGCUGUGAGGACGUGUUUACUAAAUGUGCAUUACAUAUCAGAUGAUGUGUGAGAAACUGUCUGAUGUCUUCAAUCAAAUAUGAAGGAAAUCCACUGGCGGACAUGCUGAGAUUUAAAGUCCUGCACUCAUAAAUUUUGCUCGUGGUGAAAGUUUUACACAGAAUAACCUUUGACAUUUAGGGUUAUAGGUGCAUCCAUUACAUUGUUUCUAUUCGUAGGUGUCGCAACUGUAGCGACUGGUUACGAUGUGGCUCAUUUUUAACUCCACUGCAAAGUAUAAAUGCAUAUGAUGAUUGCAAGGGGGGGCUACAAAUCUUUUAGCUCGCUAUGCAGAUAUGUCUGCCCCAAAGACUGUAUAUAGAAUGGACGUUGUCUGCCUCCUCGCUGGGUGAAGCCACUCUGAGAACAGCACCCUCUGGUGACGGGCUGCAGUAUCGGUCAUUAAUCCUGCCUCCUCGAAUAAUACCUAUGGAGCUGUGGACAAACUUUAGAAAUUAAUUACGCAGAAUAUACAGUUUUCUACCCCCAGUAGUGAUGUUGACAUGUAGUUACUGUGAGACUGGUUUGUGCUCAAGUCCUCUUUUGCGUACAAUGCUACUACGCAAUGUUGGCUUCAGGAAGCAGAGAAAAAACCCGGAAUUACAGAGAACUUUUCAGCUAUAAAUCCGUAUACUGGCGGAAGGCGGAGCCAAGCUGUCCAUAGUAUAUACACUCUAUGGUCUGCUCCUUAAGUUCAGAAAGAUCUCAAUUCUGUCACUUUCAACUUAGCCAGUUAAAGGAUGUCAUGAUGAACAGGUUGAAUGGCAAUCAAGGCAGCAAAUUUGACUUUUUACUGGUUCUGAUGAUCCUCUUCUUUUGUGGUGAAAAACAACGUUUUUUUUUUUUUUUUUUUAGCUCUGACUGGUUGCGGUGUCCAAUGCUGCCCAUAUUGAACUAAGAGGCUAAGUUUGUUUGGUUAACCGAGCAGGUGUGAAGAAAAUACUGGAGUAAAGCACUCCAAUGAAGCACUGAAGUCAUUGUAAUGUGUGAAAUCCCUACCAAACUGCACCUCAUGCAUCAUCAAUAAUUGGACAGUGCUCAGUCUAUCUUUAAUGUUGCUGUAAUGCCAAAGUUACGGUGAAUCUCUCAUGAGACUGAAACUGAAGCGGCCUCUCUGUGCUCACUCUCGAUCAGAAGGAUCAACAGAGAAAUUCCUCCUGGCAGAAACACAGCCGUGCUCUGGAAGUAAAGAACUUGAAAUAAAUGUUAGGACAACUGUUUCACUUCUCUCCUCAUCAGGGGUGAUCAACUCCUCUGAGAUGUUGGACUAACAAAUCCCCUGGAAGAGGCUUUGCAGCAGCUGAUGGCCUCCUGAACAAGGUGUAACAGAUGUGUCAUCAGAGCGCUAUAGGACAUGAGUGGCAGUAGGAUAAAGCGGUCUCUGUAUCACAGCUUCCCUGAGUUUCCUGCUCAUAUUGCACUUGUCUUAUAUUAACUACGCUCUGCAAGAACCAUCAUGCUCUAAACAAAUCCACAUUUAUUUCCCUGUGCCUGGUUACUCUCACAUUUCUAGCUUUUUUAAUUGUUCAUUUCAGCCUCUCAGGUCUAAUUUCCUGUUUUAGUGUUUUCUAAUAGUUAUUUGCUGUCAGGAAUGCAUUGAAAAAGGUUUAUGAGUAACAACUCUGCUUUCUGAUCCAAGCUUAAUGAUAGUUGUAAUGCAAUGAUUGGAAAUGUACUAAAUGCUUCUCAAGAGGGGGCUGCUUUAAGUGUGUAAAUUCCUCUCUGAGUAGAAGUUGAGCUUUUGAACAGAUAAAAGGUGUAAGCUUAUUUUGAGUAUCAACAUCAUUGCAAAAGCUGUUAUGAUAGUAGAAUUAUUAUGGACCAUGUUAACAAACUCAUAGUAGGAAGCUUAGAUGCUGUUUCAAUGCUCCAGGGUGUUUGUCAUGUUGGCUGAGAGUUUCUUACAAACAUUAUACAACAUAACAGGGAAGGCGUAAACUCCUGGCUAAAACGACGUGAUUAAACAAAAGUGAUUAAAUGAUCAGAUGCCCCUAAUUUGGCAUGGGCAUCCAACAACCUGGAAUAUAGCAGCACAGUGGGAAAAAAAAAAGUACCAUUUCGCCACCACCAUGGCUGGAGGGCUGCCACAGUGGUGGCGCCCUGUAAUAGCUGAGCCCUAUCUUCAAACAGAUCUAAUAGGUCCUGCAUGUAUCCAGGAUUUCCAUGAGCUCAAACUGGUGCUGGCUCAAAAAACUUCCAAGCUUGUGCCACACACUGAGGGUGAACAUGGUUUCGUAUUUUCUUUAGAUUCAUUUAUAUACCUAUUUCAGAUUUGUAAAAGAAACUAUGAGGAGUUUUUAAUUGGUUGAGAAAUAGACUGAAACAGAUUUUUAUGCCUUAAAGACCCACUCCAAUGAAAAUAAUGGGUUUUUUUUCUGUAUUUUACAUGUUUAUAUGGCAUUUUUAUGAUGCUCUAGGACACAACAUGAGAAAACUAAGUGUGAAAUUGCAUUUCUGAGUAUUUCUGCAUUCAAAUUGCUGUGAAUCUCUGGCAGAAAGGAACGGCAGGCUCAGACACAGUGAGAUUUUCUCCGUCACAAAUCAAAGCUGCGCCCCCGGCCCGGUGCCCCACUAUGCAGGUUAGACUAUGAGAAAUAGAGAGGAAAACAGCGGAACAAGCGUGUGGGUUAGCAGCAUUAGUUUCAUUAGUGACAUCAGUGACAUUAGCCGCAUUAGUGUCCGAAAGCUGAAUAACUCCUAUGUUACCUGACACUUCUACUACAUUGGCAAUGCUAGGCUGCAAGCAAGCGUAAAAAGGAGUGUGCAGAGCAGUGCUGUCUCUGCCCAUGACUCAGAGGCGAAUUGCUUAUGAGCUACUGGACCUCUGAAAAGAAAAGUCCUUGAAAAUGGCACAUGAUUUUGGCUAAAAACUUAAUAAUCACAACUAAAAGACCACUGAUAACCCUUUAAAUAGUGAAAAAAAAAAAAAAAAACGAUCGGAGUGGGACUUUAAGAGGAUGAGAUUUGCAUCUGGAAAAAAUGACUUUUACCUGCACAGAGAUACCAGGUAUCAUAUUGUCGACAGGGGGCACCAAAAUCAACACAAACCAAACCUCUUGUCAAACCUGUAAAUUCAGCUGCAAGAGGCUCUGGUGUGUUAUACUGGUGGUACCUGUAGUUAAUAUGUGGAGUCAAAAAUACUUGAUAUGCACUUUUCUUUAGUUUUCAGCCCAGUUGAAGUCCUCUGUUGAAACUGGUAAAUGUAUUUGUCAAAGUAAUUGAUCUGAUAUCAUAAAACUUCAUGUGCUUCAUGUAAUAUUCUUUGUUUUACACAUAGUAAUGAGACCUGUAGGCCCACCAUAGGGAGUAAAACCUCUGCUUUCAUCCAAUCAGCACCCUCCAUUUAAUUACUUGACCAAUAGCUUCAAGUGCAAAGAGCCGUGAGCGUGUGCUCCACUUAGAUUCUCUGUUUACGCCCUGGCUCAGCCUGUCUGAUCUGAGACUCACAUGUGUGCUUCACAAUGUGAAUUAUCUAUUUAAUUAUGAGGAUUAAAUCCCAGUCAUGCAAUGUGAGAGUGUGUGUCCAUCAGGGUGUGAGACAGCACUGCUGUUUGUCUGGAAUCAGGGCGUGUUUGGCUGCAGCUCAAGGACAGUGAUAGCCAUGUGAUCAACUCUAUCAGGGAGAUGUAAGACCUCUCAGUUACAGUCUACUUAUGCCGCAGCAGCCUCACUGAGCCUCCGGUAUACUCAGAUCCCAGCCAACAAGCCUUGCCGCAGCCCAUCCCACCGCUCUUUAAUAGCCCAAAGCCCUACCCAGACUAUGUAAUAAUAACUAAAUUCCACUUCCUCCAGACUUAGUGCUCCAGCCAAAGCUUUUUCCCACUUUCCAAAUCUUUUUUCCAGGAUAAAUCAGAUCUCUGUCUCAUUAUAGAAAGUGGCAGUUAUAAAACACUAAAGCAGUCAAGAGCACCACCUUCACAGAAAGCCUUCAAACCGGCAGCACCAAGUUAGCAAUGUGAUUCACUCUGCUGGCAUCUUUCUGCUUCUCUUGCCAAAAUGCCCACUUGCUCCUUCCAGUCACUCCCUUUAUCUGUGUAUCAGCUUAUCCACUCCACUCCCACUCAGGGAUUUAUCAAGAACCAAGGGCCAGACUCAUUCAGUAUUUGCUGCCACACUACUUUAGCUUACUACUUUUACACACCAGUCUCUCCUCUCCGUCCUUCCCGGCUGCAGCACUCCUCUUUCUCAUGCUAGUGGAAAGAUAUCUGACAGGCUAAACAUUUCACUGCUGCAUGUCAGCUUCUAUGUUGAGCCAGUCCUGAGUUCCAUUACCUAGUGGCGUGAGAGCUUUUGCAUGUCAGAUGUUGUCCAAUAGAUCAUGGUUGUGGGUUUCAUACUAGCAGACGUUGACAUGCAUAGGAAAAACAAAAAUGAGUCAUUUGAAUUCUGUCUUGCAAAAACUGAAGUGAGAUGUUAUCAGUUGCUUCUAGAUAAGAGAGUGCACACAGACAGGAAACACCCUGAAUCUGACUUUUUCGGUUUUUGUAGUUUUAUAUUUUACGCACAGAUAUUAAAGCAGUAAUUAUUGUGAAUUGUGGAAAGUGAAUCCAAAAACAGACAUUUAUUUCCUCUCAUCUUCUUUAUUCUAAGGCAAGAAAAAAAACACCUGGGAGGCAGAUCUAGAUUUUUCACAUCAAAGUCAUAUUAUAAACCAAAUCUGUCUUUUUAAAUACUGUCAUUCUCUUCCAAAAAGUCACAUUCGUGCAUUUAUUUGGCUGCGCUGUACAAGUGAGGUCAAGUUGAUGGAAGUGAAAGCAUUGGUGUGGCAUGAUUAAUCUGGUUUGGUUUCAUACACAGUGUGUUCAACACUCUGAAGUCUGUCUGUGUCUGUGUGUGUGGGUGUUUGUGUAAGCUACAGUAGGUGGACCAGCUGAUAGUGUUACAGUGGCCUUUCCUGGGCCCCUGUCAUUAAGAUCUACAGUUUUACAGCAGAAGGUGAUCCCUGCUAUUUAGACAUGUGUAAACGUCGCACGUGUAUUAUUGUUAUCGUCUAUUAUUAGAGCUGUUCUUCUAAACGGGCUGUUUUAUGCUUGUAUUAUGAGGAUACAGAUCUUUUAUGAUUAUUCUGAAAAUGGUGAAGUGCUGCAUCCCUCAUCACAGUGUGUACAAAUCAGUUUAAUGAAAUUUAGUAUAUUCCAGUUAUCCAUUUGAUUCGGUGAAUUACUGCAUUUUAUAAGUUGUGAUGUCUGAUAUCAGGCCCCACCUGCUCUCCUGUACCUCAAAUCACCCUACAGCCGACGUCCGUUUUACCAUCUGGGUGCUCGAUCUGCUCCCUCGUUGAUUUGAACAGUUGUCGUCCAGCGCCUUGGCUGGCAAACAGAUAUGUGUCCUCAUCCUCAUACAACAUGACACUUGCUGGAAGCUGCUGAUAACCUCCAUGCUGUUUAUUCCAAGAUUUGUAGGCACACCCUCCGUCAAAGAUGCCACGGGCAAAAAAAAAUAGUUUGACAUAUGAGUGAGUAUAUAUGAGGAUUGUGCUAUGUUGUUUUUGAUUAUAAAUACUCCAGCAGCGAUGUAACAGAAUAGCAUAGUGUUCUGUUUCAUUGCGUGUGUCUGAAUUUAGCCAUCAACAACAUCAAUUGAUUGAUUAAUUAGGUUUGUAGUGUAUUCAUGUGUGUGUGAGUGAGUGUGUGGAGGCAGCCUCAGCUUUUGGUUUCAUACUGUAGUUAAAACAGAAGUUACCUGCACCACAAGAAAUGCCUUUUCAAGCGUAGUGAACAUACUGAGUAGUCAUGAAUCCACGUUGAAUAAAUAGGUGUUGGCUUUGUAACUAAAGGUAUUCAUGAAAAAUAAAGUCUGGUACGUGCAAAACUUCAGUCCAAAGUGUAACAGUCCGGUUGCCCUGGUUGUCUAUUCCUCACCGCUGCUGUGGCGGCCCGCUGUUCUUGUCACUGGUAUGUGAGUUAUAGGCUGUCACUGAGGGUGUGCCAGAACUCUCUGUGGGUUUGGUACCCUUUGGGAUUAGAUUUUGCAUGCACAUGGAUGCUUAGGAUGAUGAAUCUAUAAAUAAUAGGCACCGCGCUUCAAUUAUGUUUUCAGGGUACGAGACAAACUUUGAAGGUGAGUCUUUGGACUACAUUUUACCACAGAGUUAUUGCUUUUAUUGACCUCAAAAGAAUGUAGGGUGUCAUUUACAAGGUUUAACACAACUUCGGACAGUAAUACUCCAAAGUUUAUUGUUAUCUAUUGUGAUUAUAUUAAUUAAACUGCAGUAUUUGAUUAAAUUUUAAGCAAAUUAUAACAAGAAUUGCUCUAGUUGAACUCAAAAAGGUGCACUCCUCUUCAAACUAACAGACUACAAGCUUCAAAGAGUGUCAGUUUCCACUCCUUUGGUAUCCCAUUGCAUGAUACAUUAUUUCAUAAUCAGCAGCACAUCUCAGAACAAAGCAAAGCAGUGUAGCUGAUUGCUCGUCUGCCUCUGCAUUGGUACCCAUGGGUGUUAUUUGGCACCAGUCAUCAGUCAUAAAUCAUUACACUGGCCUUAUAUAAUUCAGUAGUUGUAGUUUCCUAUGGUUGAGUCCAGUAGUGUUGUCAUGCAGACGCAUUAUUCAUGGCUUUACUUUAUUCACACAUCACAGUGAAUAAGGAAACAUUGAAUUAUUGAUUUGAUUCAUUUGGGUAUGGUGUCUUUUUGAUAAAACUCUUUAUUUACACUGCAUGUUUUUGCUCAUAUAUUCUUGUAAUGGUAAAUUUCAAACAGAGAGAUGGAAAUUUGGCUUAUUUUACACUUGGGUGCCAGAGUGGGUGACGAGAAAUGGUGGUUAUAUAAUAUAUUCCAGCGCUGUAGCUGCUACUCUAUGCUGUGAUGUGAAUGGAAAAGCACAUUUUCCAUCUUUGCGUGGGACCUGGGAUUCCAGUGGUUUCAGAGUUAUGGAUGUGGGCAGACUGAGCUGUGGAAAAGGGUUUCCCUCUGUACGUGAAAUCACAAAUCACUGUGACAGAAAAACCAAGGAACUCCCCUCCUGUGGUGUGUGCACAGUAACAUGACAUGGCCAUGUUGGCUCAGUGAUACACAAAGCCCUCUCUUUGAAUGAAUCUGUCUGCAGACAGAGCGUGGCUGUCUGUUAGAUUUUCCAUUACCUGCAGGACACGUUAACAUGGCACUGACAGAGCGUGUCUGUAAGAGACAGGGGGCUCGUAAGAAACUGAAUUUGACUUGUGUCCUCAGUUAUAUGAGUCACCCUGAAAAUGCCUGAGGUAGUGGGUGACUAGUCCUGUUAGUGCCUUAUUUAACAGCGUGGGUGGCAUCAAUAUUAAUGACCAGAGCACAUUAGCGUCCUUAUUUUAGCUUCCCAGCUCUCUUUAGGGAUCAAAGCAAUGCAAUUCAGGCCUCUGCAGGGCUCUUACAUGCAAGCCUCCACCUCUGUUUCAUGUCAAUCACUCAUUUGGCCUUUUCCAUCCAGGGAGGGCGCAUGGGUCAGUGAUAUCACUCAUUGUGAAAGCUAAGUGCACAGCUGCGAGGACUGGACAGGAUCAGACAGCUGCUCCUGUGACUCACCGGAGAGGCCUUUCAUCACUCUGCCUUAUAGGGAAUGGUGUGAGUGUCUGUAUGCCUGUCUAUGUGUUUGUCUACGGAGGAACAAGUUGUUUAUGGUCUGCAUGCAUGUAGCUGGACCAGGAUUAUAAUGUGAUUGAAUGUACAUGGAUUUGGUGUCUUUAGAAGGGUCUACAUUGCUCUCUUUGGUUUAUAUUGUCAUGAAAAAAACCUACCUAAAAGAAGUAACCCUGGAGUCUGCAAAGGUGCUACAGCUAAUAGAAUCUCCAUAAAACCUGUUCAUUUUAGAGCCACUCCUCUCAUUAGCACACCGUAGACAAGCUUGAAACCAUCCAUCAUCAUGUAUCCAUUUAAUGCUUAUAUAUCGAUGCCGGUUACAAGAGAUAUAUUGCUUAGUGACAGCAUCAUUAGUCAAGAGAAAAUAUUGCACCAUGUGGCUCUGUAAAGGUCUUGUAGCGGCACAUGGAGAGACAGAGAGGGUCUCUAUAUAGUUCUCAUUGAGAACACAGUUUCCUCUGUUGUCGUAGUAACAGACAGUGAUGACAUUUUCCCAAGGUCCUCGAAUGAGUCACACAGAGAACAUUUUGUCUCUGAUAAUGUUUAGACACUGAAGAUCAUUGCUGUUUUAUAACGUAAUACAUAAUUGAGAUUUUUUUAAUCGUUUUUUACUGUUAUCUAAUCUUUAGCAUAUUAUCCACCUAUAAACAGCAGACACUACUCAUGUGCAGCAGUUAUUCUCAGCCUCUGCCUGUUUUGACAAUCCUGUCUUAUUUAUCUCAGAAGUCAAAAGCCUGAUUCAGACUCUAAGAGGAGCUCUUUGCCCGAAUCAGACAGUCAGAGAGGGAAUUUGUUGUGGGCAUUUAGUCAUUACCGAUGUUUGUCCCAGAUCAGUUGGCAAUGUGAGAGUUUAUACCGCUCUUUAUUUCGAGUUUAAGCUUUAUUGAGAGGACAGUGGAUAAUGUAGAAAACUGAGAAAGAGUGAUAAAGAGUCGCAGUUUGGAAAUUAACCCAGACUGCCCACUUCAAGGACUAAAGCCUCAUGGGGUGUACGAUUUAACCAGAAGGCCAAACUGGCACCCCCGGGGCCAAGUCUGUAAUAUCUCAGCAUGUUUGAUAUGAAGGAUUUAGAAAAGGGAGGAUUAAGUCUGAGCUCUCUGAGCCAACAGCGAAUGAGAGAGAAGGAGACAGAGCUGCUGACAGGAUUUCCAACAAUAGUAAACAUGAUCUAAAACCAAGGACAACUGAAGCACCUCUGGUGAUACAACAUGAGAAAUGUACAAUAAAAAGACAAAAGGAGAAAUCCUAAACAAUCUCUUUUUGGACUGUUAAAAGGCCGUCUCUAUUUUCGUGUUUUUCAAGGACUGCAAGUGUCCAUAAUAUACCUUAAUGCUGAUGCUUUCUUCAGUCUGAAAAGUGCUCCAGUAGGUGGAUUUAGUCUUCAGGAAAAUCAGAUUGGAUUUUACCUAUCCAGAAAAUCAAACAAACAACAACUCAUGCUGACUAAAUCACUGCAACUGUUAUCUUGUGGAACUUUUUUUGUUCCUUCUUUUUUAGUUUUUCUUUCUCACAACAGCAAGGCAUCUGCAUAGCAGACUGUAGCCACCACCCCCUUGUUUCAUCUCUUUCCCUGUGAGCUCACUUCAGGUCAGACUUCAAUCAGUGAGGGAACGUGAGGUGGUGUAUUUUCCCUCGGGCACAUACUGUAGUCUUAAUUAUAACCUGUGUUGAGUAAUAUGCUAUUAUUAUUAUGAUCAUUCUUAUUAUUGUGUGCUGUGUCCUCAUCUGAGGUCCAGAGUAUCUGUGAAGUUUCUCUUGAUUUAAAGAAAAUAGCCCAAUUCUGCAACUGGUCAAUAUUGAAUCUACUGCAGUAUGAGUCAGGUUGCAGCUGUUUACUGAAAUCUCCCUCUUUGGUCCACUUGGACAUUUUUAUGUUGUUGGUUUUUCUAAGCCAAACAUUACCUAACUCAGACACAGCCAUGGAGCAAGAGUUCCCACUCUUUCUAGCCAACCUUUCCACGAAUUAUGCUUCAUGCUUCUCUUCGACAUUAGCCACAGACCCCUUUCUCUUUGAGGAGAGCGUACAGUCUGUCACCAAUGUCCUGGUGCCAUACUCACAAACACAUGGUGACAAGUUGGACAGGAGAGGAAAGAACCACAGAAACACUAAUGAGGUACUUCCUCCAGCUGCCGGUAGCUUGUUUUUUAAUCAGGCAGGAGAGCCCAAACAGGCUAUGCUUGUAUCGUUCAAGUUUCCACAGAUAGCUCGGGCUGAGUCUACUUUUAGGAAUGUAAAAAACAAAAUGUUCCAGCAUGUGAUAUCACUGCUUUUGUACACGGGCUUCCAAAAGCCUUUAAAAACUUUAUCAAAGGUUAGAGGACUUUCAGUUCUGCGUAAAAAUAUACUCAGCCUUACACUGUAGAUACAUUGAGCUUGUUUUUCUUUCAUAUGAAGGUUUUAGGUAGAAGAAUCUGGCUGUUUGAUGUUAACAACAAUCCCCAUUAGGCCGCAUCAUUUAUGUGAGGUAUUUCACCCCCAUGGUCAUGGACUGUGAUGUAAUUUCUGCUUUCUUUUUCCUAUGAAUUUGUUGUUCCCAGGAUGCUGUGCACCGCUCUUUUCCAUUGGCUGGAAACACGUCCUUAGCUACCACUUCCAAUGAAAGUGUUCAUAGUUCUGUUAAAUGGAAAAAAAAAAAAAAACCUUGUCUACAUCUCUGAGCAUCUUGUUUACUUGUGCAUUUGUUGAUGUGUACUGUACAUAAAGUUUGUCCCUCUUAAGCAGCCCCCCAGCAAAACAACACACUUGAAAGUACAUACGGUUUUAAAUGUCGGCUCAACACAGGAACACAAAUAUGUACUUUGCUAUUUAUGGCUUUCUUUUUGAGCCUUCAUUGAGCUCCAGACAAAAACCUGGACUAUGCGUAACAGUUUCAUUCACUUUUAUCUUUGCAUACCAUUAAUCUAAAAUAACCUAUGGAAAAAUGUUGUGGUCGGGGCAUUUAAAAAUACAGCAUCUCUCAUUAUUGGCAUCAUGAAGCUUAUCCCAGUUUUCUCUGUGUGUAUGUCUUCAAAGCAGGUGCAGUAUUUAUUUCAAUUAUAUUGUAGAGCAACCGAGAGCCCUAUGCCGGUAAAUUGUUGUUGGGAUCUCAGCUGUCUAUCCAGCUAAAUUUCACCACCCACCAGAGAAAACAUGAGCAGGUGGUUGCCAUGGUGACAGGGCUGUUGUGUUUAUCUGUUGCCGUGCAGUAAGGGGAGGGAGGGUUUUGUGUGGCAGGGGGCGAGGGGUGUCUGCAGGACUUAAAGCUACAGUGGCUGGUAGCCAGAGAGCGGUAGAUGGUAUUCAGAGAGAGGGAAAGGCCAGCCCGAAAUAAACUCACACAGAGCAGGCCCACACCAUACACUUGGAGAUAUGGAGGCAAUGUCUGUUUUACGAGAGGAUCAUAUGGCAAUAUUUGAACUGCUCAGGGAAAUGUGCUGAUCACCUGAUCCGACAGGUGCCUGUAUUUUUUUGUUUGUUUGUUUGUUUUCAGAGGCUUUAAGAAGUAUCAAGAUCUAUUUUUUCCUUAAAGGUUACUUUAAGUUACUUCAGUCACGCCCCAUAAAAACCACAUUACUGUGGUGUGAGUAAUUUGUAACCGAUCUGCUGUGGUGAAUCUGAGGAUGCUCAAAUGUAGAAUAUUAUUGUCACGCGUGAAUGACCUCAUUUCAGGGGACUGCUUUUUUUUUCUUCUUUAAAUCAGAAUUGUAUUCAUUGGAGGUAAAUGGGGUGAUGUCCUUGUUUUAUAUGUCACAGGAAUGAGCAAAGGGUGUUGCAAAAAAUAGAACCAAAAUCAGAUUUAAUCUGAAGUGACAGCCAGGCGUGGGAAGGAGGAGUGAUUACGCUCCGAGUGAGUCUGGAUGAUGAAGGUGCUUGCUUAUGUCAGAAGUGAUGCAGAAGUGCGAUGUGUUGACAUGGUGAUGGUGACAAAUUUGACAAGUUUUUUCUUCCUUGUGAAAAUGAUUUUCUUUUUUCAUGACCUCCAACGUAAAGGACUUCAAUCUGGAAAAAUAAACAGAUAUGUGCCUUUUAGAUUUUCUCUAAAUGUAGCAUAGACAGGUCAAACCAAAUAAGCAUAACACUUAAGUUGAGAGGGGAAAAAGUGAUUUUCACAAUUAUCUACAUAUUCAUCCAAUUCUUAGAGACUAAAAUAUGGUCAUCAACAUUACAUGAAUGAACACGUUUGCCAUAAAAUAUUCAAAUCAACUAAAUCUUUCACUGGUGGGGAAAAUGUAACAACACUGUGAGUAUCCACACAUCAGACCGUACAGAUAAUGGUGCAAAGAGAUGUAGUAAGUUCUGGUUCUGGAUUGCAGCGCGAUUGGUUCGCUAAUCCCUCUGGGGUCCUCAACUUGCUGUGAGGAGGAUAAAAUAGCAGAUGGGUGUUAUAUCAUAUGGACCUGUGUAAGACCAAAGGAACUUUUAUGCUUCUCCCUAUGUGGAUGUCUAGUUUCACCCCUGUGGACUCCUGCCAGCCAGCGCAGAGUUAUGGUAUUACAGUUAUCAUUGCUGAAUAGUUGUCAGAUUUACAGAGCCAGUCUUUACCUGGUCGUAUAAUUAAACUGUCUGCAUGUGUGACUUCUAUCAUGGACCAAAAUCUGGAAAUAAAUCUGCCUGUCUGUGAAACUGACUGACUGACUGUGUAGUGAAAGCACCUUUAGAGUUUGUUGUCAUCUCCAUUUUUUAGCUAAUCCUGAACAUUUUUACUUAGGAAUUAACAUUUAGGAACAUACUCUGUUCAGUGGUAGACAAACACAUUUCAACAUAAAUGAAGUCUGAAAAGUUCUGUGGAAGUUAUCAAGAGAAAUGACUGCAAAAAAACCUUAAGUGGUCAUGUUUCACUGCCUGUUUUUGUAUGACUCUAGAGUUGUUCAGUGAUAAAGGUUUUGCCACUAGAUGGCACUCUAGACCAGCAACAAGCAGUUAAGGGAUGUGUGUCCUGAAUAUGUAUGUGAUAAAUGAAUAAAUGAAUGUGUGAAAUAUCAUCCCAAUUUUUAAUUUUGAUCCUCACCCAACAGCUAUUAAGUGUAUUUUUACGGGAUCAUGGUUGCAUGAUAGUAAAUGAAAUUUUAAAAUUAGAAUUAAUAGAAACAUGUCUGCAAUUUUGUACUAAAUGUCAAAUUGAAAUGUUAAUCAAUUCUCACGGUGUGAAUCUUUCCUAUAGUGCAGCUGAGAUUUAACGGUCUUCUGUUUUUCUUUUCUGUCCCAUUUUCUCUCAGGACCAAGUGAAGCCCCUAAAGACCUCCAAAUCUAAGACCGGAGAGACAGUGGUUGAAGGUACAGCUGUGGAGGGCCUCGAGCAGAUACCUGAAGAGGGUAAAGAAGGUCUAGCAGAUAACCUUAAUUCAGAUGAGGAGGUGGAGAUCGAAGAGAUCAUUGAAGAGUCUCGUACCAAGCGCAUCCAACGCUCUACAAAGCAGCAAGUCGACAACAUAAAGAAAGCCUUUUCCAAAGAGAAAAUGGAGAAGACCAAGCUCAAGACCAAAGAGAACUUGGAGAAGACAAAGCAAAGAACCCGUGAGAACCUGGAAAAGACAAGACAGAGGACCCGUGACAACUAUGAGAAAACUAAGCACAGCUUUGAAAAAAAGAUGGGCAAGCUUGGGACCCGCAUGACACCCAACCAAGAGCGCAGGGCGAAGAUGAAGAGCUCCAAAGACAAGGUGAAGAAGUCCCUAACCCCUGACCACACAGUCUACGCCCGCUCCAAGACAACGGUGUACCGCGUCCCUCCCUUCACCUUCCAUGUUAAAAAGAUCCGAGAAGGUGAGGAGGAGGUGCUGCAGAACACAGAGAUGGUGGAAGUGACCGAGGCAGAGGGCCAGCCGGGGGGAGAGGAGAACGGGCUCGGUGUGCAUGUGAAGGUGGAGGAAGGGGAGCUAGUGAGUGUAGACACCCCAGACAUGGGAGGUCUGCUGGAAGUGACUGAAGACUCUCAGCUGGUCAGAGUGGAUCCAGACCACUCAAAGUGAAAAGAGCAUCCCAGAUCUGCAGGGUUGUGAGAAAAAAGAAAAAGUUUGACAAGAAGAGGAGAGUUUGAUGGAUGAGUCAAAACACAAGGACACAGUAUUAGUCCCAUAGACUUUCUAGAUGUGAUCAAAAUCUAUAAUAUCUCAUUUGUUUUCUGUUCUCUUUUUAUUAUACCAGACAGGAAUGACUUUCAUACUUUCUUCACUUCAGCAUACACAUAUUGUCUAUAAAACAAAGGAAAAGCAAAGCAUUUACAUUAACUCUAACACAUGCUGCAAGCUAACUGGUUAUCCUAGAUUUGAAUAGGAUGUUUGCUGUUUUUUUUUUUUUUUUUUUUUUUGGUUUGAUAAAAUGAGUGAUUCUAAGAAAGAAAAAAACUGUAAAAAAAUAGUUUCUGUUAUUGAGCUGUGAUGAUAAUUGUAUUAUUUUCCAUGAAUGAUAUGCACAUUGUAAGGUGUGGAAAACGGAGGUUAUUGGCAGGGUUUUUGCAUUAAAUAGAGGGUUCGAGGGAUGUUUUCUGUGCAUACAAAAUAAAGGAAUGAGCAAAAAGGUAAUAUUAAGGACAUCAGCAUACAUGAAAAUAAAGACCUGAGAUUUUUGACCUGAGGAUAUAUCAGGAAAUGGACUUGCUUUUCCUUAUUUGAAAAGUCAUGAUUUAGUGCCGCUUAUACGGCAUCUUACCAAAAACGACAGUGUCAUUAUUGUAAAUAUAAAUUAACUGACGGUAGAGGUAGAUUCAGAAUAUUUGAGCUCUCACAAAUAGUACCAUCGUAACACCUGAUAUAUUUGUUGGACUAUUUAUUUUCAAUCCAGUGUUUUCCCAUGACUGUUUUUUUAUUAUUGAAUAUAAAGCACCUUUAAACAAGAGGCACAGAUUGUUUUCCCAGGUGAGUAGUAAAUGCCUCAUGAAGAACAAAUGCUCAGAAUAACUAAUAAAACUUUCAUAUGCACAUCAAAGACAGCACAUCAGUACCUUGUGUGUACAUGUUUGUACUCUAAUAAAGAAAAGCAAUAGUUUUCUAAUAGCAUACCUUUGAAAUUUAUUCUAAAAACCUUGUUUGCCAACAGCAUUACAUGACUGAUGUAUAAUUCAAUGUGGUACAUUUAUUUUACCUAGACAUAUUAUUCUCACACACUCCCACAAAGCAAAUGAUUGCACACAAGAGGAGAAAAAUGACAGUCAUCACUAUGGUUUCUAUGGUCACAGCUCAUCAAAUUACAUUUGCUCAUUCCUAUUUAAUGUCCCCAUGGCAAUCCCAAGCCGAAAAAAUAUUGUCUGAAGAGCAAAAUGAAAGUUUAAUGACGGACUGCGUAGCACAUGAAGCAGCAAAUAUAAUUCUCAGUCUGGUCUACAUUUCAGAGGAAUGGUGGGACACUUGACAGAUGGUUCAGUUCACAGACAUUGCAAUUAGAGUGGAAGAAUAUUUGUGGACUUUUAAAUUAUUUAGGGAAUGUCCUCACUUAUGUCCUUCAAAAUAUAACCCCUAAAGUGAGGCAAUGGUUCAAAUUCAGUAAAGGUGGUCGUACAUGAGACAAGUAGCCUAUGGUUUUGAGUAACUGUCAUGAUUUAAACUGGCACUGGCAGUGUCCACUUUGUGACAGUGUCAAUAAUGUAAGGCAAACACACAGGAACAGGGACUGUAGACAGGACUAAGGAGCUUCCAUUUUUGUCCCUGAACCCUGUGUGUGAUCUUGCUGUACUGUGGGCCUUGGAGGCCUGAUGUGUAGCAGGGAGCACCAUUAAAGUAAUCAAUGGGAUAGUGAAUGCAAUUAAGGAGAGUGCUCCCCUUUGAGCAUGGAGCAGGGUACAGAGCAGUGAGAGGGACAAUGAAAAAAGGUUGUGUAUGUCUGUUGGUGUGUAUAUUUGUGUCUGUGUGUUUCUGAUUGUGAGAAAUAUGUGCAUACCAUAUUCCCAGACAUUUUCAUAAGUGGGCAAAAUAAAUCUGUCGCAGGCACGUGACCUAAUGCAGGUUUUUAAUUGUAAAAGGUGUUUUUGUUAUUAAAAACAUCAACAUUGUCAAAACACUUGUAAUAUACAGGUCCACCUUCAAUCAAAUGUGUGAUGUUGCCACCAUGUAUAUUUUGCCUUGUUAUGAUCAACUUAUCAUGAAAAGUGGCUUACUGUUAGUGUGAGGCAGGUUGUGCAAAGCUUGUAUAAAUAUUAUUUGAGAAAGAAAUGUCAGUCACACGUUGUAACAAAAAUGCUCUAAUGUUCAUGAUUAAUUCUCAAUAAAGUCAUGAAGCUUUCCUUCUCUGAUGUGCUUAAGGCCUCCUUUGCUUACAACUUAAAUAUCAAUAAACUUAUCAAAUAACAUAAA